GUUCCCGCGCGCAACCGGUGUGCGAAACACGACACAUGCCUCCUCCGCAACUAGUUCCGAUCGAACAAGGUACGUGUACUUUGGCGUCAUCCAAAAAGCAACACGAGGUCAGACGGUGAAAAAGAAAAUUAAGUUAUCCGGGUUUUUAACGCGAGCGAGGAUGAAUCGUUGCGACAGACGUUUGGUGGCAUGUGCGCUGUUUGCAAUCAUCGCGGUGGUUGCAGCCGCUUCCUACGAUCGCGAACGGCUGGAGAUUGCGAAGCAAAUCCUGGAGGAGGUCCCACUCAUUGACGGGCAUAACGAUCUGCCAUGGAAUAUCAGAAAAUUCCUUCGGAAUCAAGUGAACGACUUCGAACUGGACACAGACCUGACCGUGGUGGAGCCCUGGUCUAUCUCCAAGUACUCCCACACUGAUCUUCCGAGACUGCGAGAGGGCAUGGUGGGAGCUCAAUUCUGGUCGGCGUUCGUGCCGUGCGGUACCCAAAACAGAGACGCCGUCCAGCUGACUCUGGAGCAGAUUGACGUCAUCAAGCGACUUGUCGAAAAAUACCCUCAGCAGUUGCAAUUCGCUACCUCCGUAACUGAUAUCUUGCAGUCGCACGGUGCUCGCCCACGUAAGAUAGCAUCCCUGAUUGGCAUCGAAGGAGGUCACUCUAUCGCGAACUCUCUAGCAGUCCUCCGGAGCUACUACCAGCUUGGGGUUCGGUAUAUGACCCUCACUCACACCUGCCACACACCCUGGGCGGACUCCGCGAACGAGGCUCCAGCAGCGAACGGACUGACGGACUUCGGAGAGAAAGUGGUCCGCGAGAUGAACCGCCUCGGUAUGAUCGUUGAUCUGUCUCACGUGGGGGAGAACUCAACCAGAGCUGCGAUCAAGCUGUCGAAGGCCCCCGUCAUCUUCAGUCACUCCUCUGUCUACAGCCUCUGCAACCAUAACCGAAACGUACCGGAUGAUAUUAUAAAAUCAUUGAAAGACAACGGAGGCAUCAUAAUGGUGAACUUCUUCCCAGACUUCGUGAAGUGUGCUCCUAACGCCACACUUUCCGAUGUUGCAGAGCAUUUCCACCACAUCAAGAGAUUGGUUGGUGCUGACUACGUAGGUAUCGGCGGAGACUUCGACGGCGUCAACAGGGUUCCCCGUGGCUUGGAAGAUGUGUCAAAAUACCCAGAACUGUUUGCUGAACUGCUUAGGAGUGGACAGUGGAGCGUUCAGGAGUUAAAGAACUUGGCCGGCCUCAAUAUGCUACGUGUGAUGCGACAGGUGGAAAAGGUCCGCGACGAAAUGCGAACAAACGGUGUCGAGCCUGAGGAGCACCCGGACUCGCCCAGCGACAACGGCAACUGCACCAGCAAUGCUUUUUACACAGAGAACGUUUAAACACGACAAGUGACGUCACGCAUCUGUCAAACGAUGAAAGAAACAUGGCCGACUGACAAGCUAUUUUAUUGUGACGAUUUUUUCGUAUUUAAUUCUUUUUAAUUAGGUCAAGUAUUUGAAACAAGAAAUUGUUGUACUCUAUACACAAAACUAAAUGCUGUGUGUACUAAUUUAUUAUAAUUUAAUAAACGAGAUUUUGUACCAUGACAGAAAUCAUACAAAUUAAACUCUGAUAUCAUCAAUAUUUAAAUGGAGUUCCAAAUGAGUUGGUAUUCGAUUUUAAUUAAUAUUAAAUAACGACAGAUGCGUGAAAACACGCUUUAACGCUCUCGGACACAAACAUAUUCCGUAAUUAUGAUACGAAUUGAUCAAGUUUCAAUGUUGUGUGAAAUUUUACUAAACACUUUUCCAAUAUGGAUUUUCAAUAAUAUAGUUAUUAUUGUUAACGACUUCUGUUUUCAUUUAAUGACCGCGCUACAGUAACAGAAUUAAGAAACAUAUAAGUGGAAUAUUUUGGAAAAGUUUUUACUAAAAUUAAAUUUUUAAUUAAUUACAAAAUAAUCACUUUUAAGUGUAUUGAAAACAGCUGUCGUAUUUCGGAACAGCACGCUGCCGAUCACUUUGUGCGUCCACUUAUUGGAUAGGUAGUCACUAAAAUAAUGGUUUAAUAAUCUUACCUAAUUUGACAGCUGUCUUCAACUAAUAAAUGUCGUAUAAUUAUUAUUAUAAAUAAAUGUUGUAGUGCAUGAUAGAUGUUCGAUGUAAUGGCACUUCUACCUUCCUGUGUCCUCUGCUCAAACUAUCCUUCAGACCACAUAUCACUUCUGACUAAAUCGCCUCCAGGAAUGACUGCACUAUGUACGUUGACUUUAUUGACUAGAAGCAAAACUAUAGAUUUGUGAAAGAAUAUAUAUUGUUGAAUAAUACACAGAGACAACAUUUCAGCAUUGUCUUCCACGACUGAUUUUUUAUAAUUAAUUUAAAUUAAAAAAAUAAAACCUUAGUUCCCUUGAUUAAAAACAGAUGACGUGUGAUUUACUUCGAACAUGUUUAUAGAACGGGAAUUGAAAGUGUUUUGAUUUGAAAAUGUAAAGUAAGGCUUUAAUAAAAGAAAAAUAAGGUACUGAAUAAUCUAAGGAGCAAAAGUGUUUUUAUUUUGAUAUAAAUUAUAAAUAGCGCUUUUCGAACUUAAGCGAAAAUAUAAGUAGUUAGAAUUCAACAAAAUUGAACAGUAUCCAAAUCUAAAGUUUUUAUUUUAUUCAAAUUCGUUUUUCAAGUGAAGUCAAGAAUUCUAGUACUACCCUUAUUUUGAAUAGAUAACAACACUAUCUUUAUUAAAAUGAAUUAAAAUUAAUCGUAUUCUCAUGCACAUUAAAAUAUUAUUCCACGCAUUACUAAUGAAGCUAAGAUUUGAAACUAAGUAUUUGAAGCCGCUCAUUAGCAAUUGCGAACUUUUCACUAAUAUUUUACACCUAUUUAAUCUCAAAUGAAAUUCUAUGUGGAAUCAAUAAUGUGCAUGAUAUUCGUAAAUUAGAUGAGAGCGCGGUGCAAACAUUACGUAAUGAAUUUGAACUAAUUACACUAAAGCAGUUUUGUACGUUUUAAAUCUUAAAAUAAAUAUGCAGUAUCUCAAAUUGAAUGUUCAACCAAUCAAAACUAUGAUGUUGGCUGUGACUUCAGAGAAAUUCUGGAUGUACUGACAUGAACAUUACUCGUGGACUUGGUUUUUUUUGUCACAAUAAUUCAAGAGUGCGUUGCUAAAUUAUAUUGGGUUGAUAAAUAAUAUGUGAACACUGCAUUUAAAAGAUCUGGAAUAUAUUUUAAUAAAUAUGUUCUAAAUAAUUUCGAAUUUUCUUGUAAAUAACUAAAAAAAUCAGCGAAUUUCCGAAAUCGCUUAAAAAUUUGCAAAGAUAAUACGAUUGACAGAGUCAAUAAGUCUGUUCGAGUGUUUUAUUCGAAUAAAUAUUUAUCGUGUAAUUCGAUAUUCCAUCCGGACGCUGACAGAAUGACAAACAAACGAUUACUACGUAUAUUUUAUUCAACUUGUAUUGAGAUUUUACCCUGAAAAUAACGCUUGGGGUAGAACUGCUAAAUCUGAUAAAAACUACAACGAAGGAAAGUAAUAAAUCUUGUUUUCUCUCUUUCUAACCCUCGAAAAACUUAUCUUUACAAGUUUCUUAGGCGAUUUAGAAUAAAAGGGUGAUAAAUUAAAAAUAAAAAAAUAUCUUAUAAAAUUGUGACUGAACUGUUUUUGAACCUUUAUUAAUUAGCGUACUUAAGGGUCUGAUGUCUGGCUGUUAUUUUGUAAUUAUUUUGAGCACGUGUAACUACGUCUUAAUAACGAGUAUCGGUGACGAAACGAUGUUAUGGCCAUACAGAAACCCUUCGAAAAUAUUAAAGUGAGUGAGUGAGUGAUCAUUCACUCACUCAUUCAGUCACUCACUCAUUCACUCAUUCACUCACUCACUCAUUCACUCACUCACUCAUUCACUCACUAACUCGCUCAGAAUCACAUGUCGUCCUGUAAUCACGGUGGCUCAAGGUAUUAUUACAUAUUGCAUAGAUAUGUCUUGCGCUACCCCAACUGGCGGAUUAUGUUUGCGUCUACCACACUUCAUACAUUGAAUACAGAGCCUCUAAAAAACCUUUAAGCUGAAGCACAGUCCUGUUUGAACUCGAUACUAAUGAAUAUAUUUGCUCUGUCUCUAUAUUGUCUCCAAAACUUUGUACCAUAUUAUGACACUGAUGUUGAUGACCGUGAUAAAAAAAACGUUUAUUUUUCAUAAAGCAUCCACAACUAUAUAAAAAACUGAAGCCACCAAGAACAAUAUUAACGCGUAUUAGUAUACGUCAAAGUAACUACACUUGGUAUAUAAUUUCAUGUUUUAACAGUACAUAUAUGUAUACACAUAUUAAUAUAUACAUCGUCUUUCACGCCCUUCCCCCAUUCCUCCGGUUGAACAAUUCAUUAAAUAAUUGUAUCGCGUACAGCCUAAUGUUUUAACACUCGCAUUUAGCUACUGUAUAAUUUGAAGACGUGUAUUUUUGAAAUUCAAUCUUACAUCGUUUCGUUCCGUGGGUGCUCGUUAGCCGGAGUUGUGUGGCGCAUUGUCGUAACGCAGUCGAGACUGGUGCGAGUACUGAGUUUGUAUUAAAUAAACGGUAAUACUGAGGUACAUAAAUAGAGCGUAGGCCUAAACUAAUAACAUAAACAUUUUCAGUGUUUGAGGUUAGACGGCGAUAAAUAAAACUGAUGAUAUUUAAAUUUAAUUAAUCUUAUAUUCCUUGGUGGCAUACGCAACGCAAAAUUUAAUAAAUAACUAAGUUAUCCCAAAUAUGUUAUAAAAAAGCCUAUAUUACCAAAAACAACAAAUUGACUUACCAACAACAAACCACACCACCUGAAGAACAACCAAGCUUAAAUAAAGCUCAAGUAUGAGGAGAGCCGAAGACCGAGCUCAGUGGUGUCGAUUAAGAGAGGCCUAUGUCCAGCACUGGACAACUGUGGGCUGAUGAUGACGAUGGCGAUAAAGCUCAACUACCGAAAUUCGUAGCUAUUUUAUUCCAAGUCUCGAAAAAUCCUAUUCCUUCUUCCCCCUAUCUCCUACUUUAAAUAAACUAUGGACAAUGCGCUAUAUAACUUUAUAACUCCAACUUAUAUAAAUAUUAUUAAUAUUAUUACACUUGAUAUUGAAAUAAACACGUUUGCUGUAUACAUACUGUAA
This is a messenger RNA of Bombyx mori (domestic silkworm), 5106 nucleotides long. Its product is annotated as dipeptidase 1. Bases 161 to 1381 code for a protein of 406 amino acids. Gene Ontology annotation, molecular function: metallodipeptidase activity. The transcript is spliced from 13 exons. NCBI's taxonomy places the organism in Eukaryota, Metazoa, Arthropoda, Insecta, Lepidoptera, Bombycidae. The record is from RefSeq and is a predicted model, not a curated record. Gene Ontology annotation, biological process: proteolysis.